AUGGAAAUAUUAAAGUGCAUUUCUAUUCUCAUCUUCAGUUUGUCUCUGCUUAUUGCACUAAGCAAUGGAUCAAAUGCUGAUGAAAGAAAGCCCUACAUAGUUUAUAUGGGAGAAUUACCAGAAGAUACAACCUUAUUGUUGGAUGAUCAUCACAGCUUGCUUUCAGAGGCUAUUGGAGACGAGACAAUAGCUAGAGAAUCAAAGAUACAUAGUUAUGGAAGGAGUUUUAAUGCAUUUGCUGCGAGAUUGUUGCCUGAUGAAGCAGAAAGAUUAUCGCAAAAAGAAGGGAUUGUGUCCGUAUUUCCAAAUACAGUGAGAAGACUUCGAACAACAAGAUCUUGGGAUUUUAUUGGAAUGACGGAGACAGUACAAAGAAAUCAACAAGCUGAGAGUGAUACAAUUGUUGCUGUCUUAGAUACAGGUAUAUGGAUGGAAUCACAAAGCUUCAAUGACACAGGCUUUGGGCCUCCCCCUGCUAAAUGGAAGGGCAAAUGUGAUCAGGGUGUCAAUUUCACUGGUUGCAACAACAAAGUGAUUGGAGCACAAUUUUUCAAUCUAGACAAAAAAGCAGCCACUAAUGAGAUUAGUCCAGCAGAUUUUGAGGGACAUGGUACACACACAGCUUCCACUGCUGCUGGAAUACCAGUCCCUGGUGCCAAUUUAGAUGGCUUUGCCAAUGGAACAGCCCGAGGAGGCGUUCCAUCGGCACGAAUCGCUGCAUAUAAAGUAUGCUGGAGCUCUGGUUGUUCAGACAUAAAUCUUUUGGGAGCGUUUGAUGCUGCAAUUAGUGAUGGUGUAGAUAUUGUAUCAGUAUCCGUUGGAGGACCUGCAAGGAGUUUUUUCAAAGAUUCAAU
Molecule: messenger RNA, 854 nt
Organism: Nicotiana tabacum (common tobacco)
Lineage: Eukaryota; Viridiplantae; Streptophyta; Magnoliopsida; Solanales; Solanaceae
Product: subtilisin-like protease SBT4.15
Biological process (GO): proteolysis
Molecular function (GO): serine-type endopeptidase activity
Source: RefSeq, a predicted model, not a curated record